This is a messenger RNA of Pocillopora verrucosa, 3509 nucleotides long. Its product is annotated as protein starmaker-like. The record is from RefSeq and is a predicted model, not a curated record. NCBI's taxonomy places the organism in Eukaryota, Metazoa, Cnidaria, Anthozoa, Scleractinia, Pocilloporidae.
UAAGACAAGUUUGUAACGCAAGCGUUAGGAUCUUUCUAAAAUUUCGUAUUUAAAAUGGCAGAGAGUUCGCAAACAAGUGGAAUCGACAAGCAGCUUUUCGGCGCCAAAGACGAACCCGGCCGAAAAUCGACGCCAGAAACGCAGGGCGGAGAAGAGGCAACAAAAGCACAAUCUAAUGGACGUUUGGAGAGCGGGUUUAAAGGUCAGGAAAGUUCUUAUUUUGUUCCCGACAAAAAAAAUACUGUCGAUAAUUCUGAGAUGAAUACGGCAGGAAAAGGAGAAAUCUUUGCGGAGAAAAAAGCAAGUGAAACGGCAACUGACCGAGAAGAAAGCACCUUACAGGACAGCAAGAAAAUCGCAACGACGGAAGAAACAGCUAAAGAAAGUACGAACAAAGAAAGCCAAGGUGAACAGGAGACACAAAGAACUCAAGAGUUAAAGAGCAAUGAAAAACAAACCCUCAAACCUGAUCAAGCCAACAGCACCAAAAAGGGGAGAUUAAGUUUUCGCCGCUCUAAGAAAGGUAAAAUUUCCAAACGCAAAGCCUCACUCGAUGAAGAAAAACGUGUUGAAAUUUUGAAAUGUGAAACUAUCGCAGAGGAUCCGAAGAUCUUCGAGGAGAAGACGGAUGAGAUUUGUGACAAACGAGCGGAUAAAGCUGACGAAGCGAAAUUCGAGACUGUUGAAGGUUCGGUGGAGAUGGAAAACAGAGAACCGUUUACUUCUCCCGAGGGAGUCCAAAACGAAAAGUCCACAGCGACGAACAACAAAGGAAUGAAUAUAAAGCAAUUUGCAAGUUUCCGUCAAACCACAAAAGGCAAGUACAAUGUCAGCCAGACCUUUAACACUGACGCAUGCGAAGGCCAUGGGGAGCGAUCUGAAAAAUUCGAGAGCCCUGAAGAUCGUCAGGAUAUGGACGUGGAGGAGACUUCGCUCAAACUACCUGUUGCUGCUGACAAAGGUGAAUCGAAUGAUAAAGAUGAUGAGAGAGAAGAAAAAGCGGACCUUAGGAAGAAAGAGACCGGUAAGCAGAAGAAAAAAGUGACGGUUCUAAGCUUCAAGCGCAACAAACAAAGUCUUAAAAAACCAAAAGGAAAAUCAAGUAAAAAAGAUGAAGAAAAAAGUGAAAUUAACGCGAGCGCUAAAAUUGGUGUGGGCAAAGAAACUAAUGACGUCAACCUUAUGGAUGGCGGUGCACUACGCAAGCAAGCCGACUUUGAAGAGAAAAUUUCAAACAACCGAGAAGAACGCAAAUCGAUUGUAGCGGAGGAAGAAGAUGCAACAGCAGAGGAGAAAUCGGGCUCUGUUGAAGAGAAACAGGGUAAUUCUCUCGAAAACGAAGAAAGCAACGCAGAAAAGGAAGACGGCUCCGCAAAGGCACAUGAAGGGACAACGGAACUUUCACUGAAGAAAAGGAAGAAGGAGAAUAUUUUGCGUCGUUCAUUGAGGAAGUUUACGAAUCCAAGUUCUGUUCCACAUGGGAAGAAAAAAUCGAAAGGGGAUGAAAAAACUGUAAACGCAGAUAAGGGAGCUAGAAAGAGGAAUGAGGAGGAAGACAAGAAUGAAUGUUCUGGAUUGGAGGAAAGUGUUGAAGAACAAAGUGUCGCCCAAAAAGAUACUGAAGAAAAAUCGACCGAAUGCGAAGAAAAUUCGAAAGCAGUAAAGAGAAAGAAAGAGUUAACAGACAGCAAUCGAGAGUUGAAAAGGCAGAGGGAAGAUCAUGAAAUUGAGAUCCAAGACAAAGAUGCGCUCGGAGAAACAGCUGAUGUUGUUGUGGUUGUUGAAGUAAAGCAAGACGCAAAAACCUCUGAAGUAAAAUCAAACGUGGCAGACGAUUUAGAGAAUGGGACAACAAAAGAGCGCAAUCAAGAGAAAGAAAAUAGCGCUGAUGAGUUGAACUGUGAAGGAAACAAAGAGUUGUCGCCACAAAAGAACAAAACCGAUGAACAGGAGGAAGUCAAAGCUGACGUUGAAAUUUCUCAAGAGAUUAUUGCACGCGAAGCUAAACAAAUUGAAACAUCUGCUGAAGGUCUAGGAGGGCGUGUAGUCGAAGUACGAGUUGUUAUUGACGAACAGGCGAAGAAAAAUAAAGAAGAAGAAACUAAGGCUGAAGAAACCAAAGGCAGCAGUGACGAGGGAAAUGCCUUCACCGAAAUCCAAAGGCAGACAAGUGAAACUAAAUCUGAAAGUCGCCACCGCCAUCUUGACGGAUACGACUCGGAUCUUACAGUGGUCACUGCUUUGGCUUAUCCGUUUACCGAAGACGAUGAAUUGUCGGAAAGCGACACAUCGGGAACCGAUGCAAACACCGAAGAUGACGAAAUACAAGCCAUUGCCGAGGUACAUGUAAUACCUCCGGAAAUUGAGACAUCCGCAGUAGAAGGGCUAGUGGAAACUACUACCAACCCCGAUACCGAAGACGAAGAAGUACGAGUUAUUAACGAAGGAGUAUCUUCGGAAACGGGGGUACUACGAGACGGAAACGAAGGCAAUGCGAAACUAGUUCCUGGGGGUGAACACGAAGUGGACACCCCUACCCAAAGCAAUGAAUUGGAAAAUACAUUGACGGCAGAGGAAGAGCCCGCCAUACGCGAAGAACAAAAUUCAGGGAAUGGAAGUACUGCGCAGAGUUUACAAAGUUCAUUUCAGAAUCCUGCAGAAGAAUGGAUCAUGGUACAUCGGCUCGACGUGACUGAAGAGAUUGCACUUCGUCUUAUGACCGUACUCCCUCGGAUCUGUAAGCUGAGGAGGAAUGUAUCAUGCUGUACGGUCAUGUGACGGGGUGGAACACCGCUAGUGGUGUCUAACUGUUGAAUAAAUACUCGUUAAUCAGCGGUUGGAUUUAAAAGCCGCAAAAAAGGAACAAAUUACUUUCUGGAAUCACUCAUUGGGAGCUUCAAAGUACAUCAACAAGUCAAGUGAUCAUAUUUUGCGUGGAAAAAAAACGGAAAAUAAUUAGAAAAAACAAAAACAAUACAAAAAGAAAAAAAAGGGAACACGGGUUGUGCUUAAACUCAUUAGGUAUGUUCUGUAUGCAACUGUUAAGCUUACCUUGUCAAGAGAAUGGAAAAGAAAAACACUUCGCGUUGGGAGAUCGACUAGAGUUAGACAUUUCAUCAAACGGAAUCAAGGAAUAUUUAUUGCAAAAUUAUUUAACUUUAAGCUUGUAUUAUUAUUUUCUUUUUCACUGACGUCGCCUGCAUAAGAGCCGAAUAAAAAAGUAAACUAAGUGUAUGGCAUAUUCUCAAGGUUUACUACGUAAAUAAUGCUGCUAAGGUUUGUCGUAAGGGGGGAAAUUAUAUUUCAAAAGUGAUCAACUAGCUUUUUCACAACUUAUGUCUUUUCGCUUCCUUUUCUGGACUAGAAUUCUUGAUAAUAAAUUUGGAGACUAGAAGCUUUCAGCUUAUGUUUCGUUAUAGUGGAGCAUUAAGAGACUAAGUUUUACAAGUAAGUGAGCGCAUUAUGGUAACGUGAAAAAACAGUCAACAUGCGAUGGGCGGAUUAGCCUA